AUGGAUAGGAUAAGUCUGUUGCCUGAUGAGCUGCUCUUGAGAAUAUUGUCUUUACUGCCUAAUACGAAAGAUGUUGUGGCCACUAUGGUUUUGUCUAAACGAUGGCAGCCUCUUUGGAAGUUAAUGCCAAAACUUGUCUACGACGACUAUAGCUAUCAAAACAUUGAGUAUGGAAAGUUUUCGCGCUUUGUGGACAGGUCGUUGAUUCUGCACGAGGCACCAGUAGACACUUUGCGUUUCAAACUUGUUCAAAACUCAGUGCUGCUGAUGUUGUGCAUGAUCAAUAAACUUCCGGCUGCCGAGCCACGUCCUUGUUGGAAAGAACCAAGUUCGGUCCCUGGGUGUUUGUUAUCGAGUCUUGAAACUCUGAUAUGGGCAAACUAUGAAGGAAGAGAAGAAGAGAAACAAGUGGCAGCAUUCAUCUUAAGAAGUGCAAGUUUUUUAAAGAAGGCGACUAUCUCCUCCAAAGCAACCGACCCUUACGAGAAAUUAGAGAUGAUCAAGGAAUUGUCAUCCUCACCGAGGCGCUCACCUACAUGUCAACUCAUAUUUUAUUGA
This is a messenger RNA of Microthlaspi erraticum, 558 nucleotides long. NCBI's taxonomy places the organism in Eukaryota, Viridiplantae, Streptophyta, Magnoliopsida, Brassicales, Brassicaceae. The record is from the annotation of a GenBank genome assembly.